AAUGAAUUAUGUACCAGUUAUACAAGAUAUCAUAGUCGGCAAAACCGAAAGCACAUUCAAAUCGAUAGAAACCGAAUUCUACAGCCAAUAUAGCCGAAGUGUUGCACGAUCCAUAUUCGUACGAAUGGUAAGGGCUGAAAAAUCUUUAGUCUGGUUAUAUGGACCCCGUGGAAUGCAAAUCAUUAUGGAUUGUUUGACGAAAGAACUAUUGAAAUCGAACCACCUGACAGCAGCAGAUACAGCCCCGAUGCCACCACUUCAGUUUGUUCAGCAGAUUCUUGUUCCAGAGAUAGCUGCACGACUUAUCCAAGAAGAUAAGAAUGUUUCUUACGACGACGCAGUGGAUAUCAUGAAAAAGAGUGCUAAAUUCGGCAGUGCCAUCAAUCCCACCAUAGAUUCGGAUGAAAGUGAAAGCAGUGAUGAAUGAUUAUAAAAAGCAACACGAAUCAUAACCCCUUAUGCAGUUCUGCACUUUUUUUUGUGUCAAAUGUCGUUUACCUCAUCGUACUCGACGAUUUAUGCUCUUCUUGUCUCAUAUUUAAGCUCUUGUGCCUUGUCUCCGGAUUAAUUGUUCUUUACAAUCAUAUCAAAACCUAUUUUCCUGAUCCCUUAUUUCUUACUACAUGUUUUGUUCUUCACCCUCCAAAUAUUCAACUAUUUGGUGUACACAUUAUUAUCAUCUUACAUUAUAUAUACGUCGAAUAUUACAUUGACCGUCAAAAUUUU
Zychaea mexicana is the source of this 726-nucleotide messenger RNA. Its product is annotated as restriction of telomere capping protein 4. The annotation marks the transcript as partial. The transcript is spliced from 2 exons. The record is from RefSeq and is a predicted model, not a curated record. NCBI's taxonomy places the organism in Eukaryota, Fungi, Mucoromycota, Mucoromycetes, Mucorales, Lichtheimiaceae.